GAUGCUCACAUGAGCAUUACUUCUCUCUCGCAUAAUUGACAGACGCUUGUUGUGCCAGCCAGACCCAUUGACGUCAAUGGAUUUCAGCGCACACGCCCUACGUGGCCUGUGGGCGGAGCCAUCCACCCCUCCAUCCCUCCGCCCCCCUACCCCAGACCGCCGUGGUUGGUCGACACAAAGCGCUCUCCCAGGACAGCUCCAUUCUCAUUGGUGAUUCGACGACCCUUGAUUUGUGAUCGACAGUCGGCUCAAGAGCACAAAUUGGUUGCAGGUGAAGCAAGGUAAUAGACUUGUUCCUUGCUACGUUUCAGACGCUGUUGGAGUUUUUAUUGGGAAAGGAGCAGCGAUGCGGUAGGAGCAGGGUCCGCUGGAUAUAUCAGUUAAUCCCGGAGUAGAGUUGUUGUAUGCCACCCUUUCCUGUGUUUCUCGGGAUGGAUACCGGACCAGCCUCCCCUCCUUCCCGCAUUGUGGCUGGCCCGUCCUCGCGGCUUGCUGAGAGGAGGAGUCGGAAAGCUGGCUCAGGGAACAUUUUCAGCAACGUCAAUCUGUGGCAGCUGCAGAGACUGUUCAGGGCAGCAGGGGACCAGGACGCGGAGCAGAGGGCCCAGCUGAUCUGGGGCCAUGGGGAUGAGACUGAACUGGCUCAGGCCUUGAUUGGACUGAGGGCCCGGAGUCACCGGAGAGGGCUGAGAACGAAUGGGAGAGAUGCUCUAGGGUCACACUGGCUACGUGCCUUCAAUCACCUCAGGAUUGGGGAGAGCUCGGCCAGCAACCAGGGAAAGGACGGAGGAGAGGAGAACGACUCUGACGCAGGAGCACACAGCAGCCCAGAGCCACACCGACACCCCGCUGCAGGAGUGACAGGAAGAGGCACAGGGACCACAGUGGUACUAACGGAGAGCCACAGCCCUGCAGGGACGUCUGAGAGGCCAGUUAGAGUCGGGUCUGGACUGAGGAGAGGAGGAGAGAGCAAACCAGAGAGAUACCUCCACCGAAUACUCCACUGACUGACUAGCCUGUAUGUCUGAGUAUCAGCCAGCACUGAUUUGUUUCAAUUAGAGGUCACACAGUCUUGCCUUUAAAUGGCACAGAUCACACAGCACUGCACCGUUACUUGUUGCAAAUACAUCUCCACCUGAAUAUCGUAGGCAGGAUGUAGCUCUGACCAGCUCCUGGUAUCUCAACCACUUUGUACUGUGUUUUGAAAAACUGCCUUAUGUGCUUUCUUAAAUUCACCCUACCACUGACUCUUACCAUGCAUACUUAAAUUAUGAACAGUAUUGGUAUUUAUCAGACUGAAAGCACUGAUAUUAUAAUGUAUGGUCACAUGGUGGAUAUAUUAUUGUAAAUGGUUGUAUCCAUGUCCUGUACCAUACACAAAGCCAUAUAUAUACAGGAUUAUAUACUGUAGUUUGAAAAGAUAUUUACUUUUUGGAUUUGUAUUCACACUAAUUGAGGUCACAAAAAGUGUUAAACUUGACAGAAGCUUUACCCACUGUGUCACUGGUUAUGUGCGCAGUAUGUUAUACAACACUACAAACGGGUCAAAAUGCAAUGACAGCAGUGUUAGUUGUCACAAGAUGUAGAAAUACAGACCUACACACUACUGCACCUUCACAGACUCAAGCUUUCUGAUUGACAACUGUGCCAGACCUCAGUUGCUGGUUUUCAUUAUGCGGCAGUCUGUCAGCUCAGCCAAGAGACCAAACCUAAAGGUCAUAGUCAAAAUGACCCUUGCUGUUCAGAGAAAGAAGAACUUUAACUUAAACUGUUGUCGUAAAAUGUAUGUGGUAACAGUGUGAAAACCCACUGUGCCUAUGAAAGACUCCAACCUCAACAGAGUGCUGGAAACUUGAUGAAGCUUUUUGAUAAUACUGUUUGAUGUGUCAUUUUUAGAUUUAUGAUAAUAAAGAAGUGAGUCCUUGUA
Messenger RNA from Lates calcarifer (barramundi perch), 1927 nucleotides. RefSeq names its product arginine vasopressin-induced protein 1. NCBI's taxonomy places the organism in Eukaryota, Metazoa, Chordata, Actinopteri, Centropomidae. Bases 405 to 1007 code for a protein of 200 amino acids. The record is from RefSeq and is a predicted model, not a curated record. The transcript has 3 exons.